This is a messenger RNA of Oncorhynchus gorbuscha (pink salmon), 2191 nucleotides long. RefSeq names its product apoptosis facilitator Bcl-2-like protein 14. Lineage: Eukaryota; Metazoa; Chordata; Actinopteri; Salmoniformes; Salmonidae. Gene Ontology annotation, biological process: regulation of apoptotic process. The coding region runs from base 844 to 1623 and encodes 259 amino acids. The transcript has 6 exons. The record is from RefSeq and is a predicted model, not a curated record.
CCAAAGCAGUGUAAAAAUGGUAAAGAAUUUCAAGUGUGUGCAGGUGAAUGGAGUAUACUGAAGAACGGUGUGUAGAAGGACUACAGUGUUGCAAGUGUGGUGGGGAUCAUAUCAUGAUCACGAGAUCCUGGAGUGCCCUGUAACAGCCUAUUUAUGCUUGAUCUGAAAAUGUGGUCGGAGGCUCCGUAUGGAGGGUGUGAUGCAAUUGUAGAGCAUCUGGAGGCAUGCAGAGGCCAAGUUGAGCUCAGUACCGCAUCGCUGUGUGCCUCUCAAUUGUUGUAACGAUCCAGAGGGCAAACGUUUUUGGGAGUUAACGAUUUCACAUCUAAAGACUUGCAAGGGGUAAAGCGCCGGAAUUACGGCCCGCCCUCCCAGGCUCCCUUUGAGCCUGUGGAGGGAUCUGAUAUAACCUAUUUUUAACAGAACGGUUGUUUGAUUUAGUAUUUUUAUUUUAUUUGUUUUUGGUAGUUUGUUCCGUUUUGGGGGAAAAAUCCUGUUUCCACCCCGCACAGUAGGUGCACAUGAAAUUCUGUGAACGCCAAUAUAACAUAGAAGAGGAAAAUCAUCGAAGAGCCAUAAUGAAUGUCUGGAGGACAUGAGAGUUCGGUGUUAGCCAGACUAGAGGAACGCGCCCAAAAUAUAUAGUUCAUCACAUCCAGGGGGUGGCAGUACAGAGUAGUUUUCACCAGAAAAGUGUAGGAGGAAGUAGAAUGUCCCGUUAUGAAUUUCAAAUCUAGUUAUGGUUCCUUAUUCAAGGUGAAAGCAUCAUCAUAUAUUUAUAGAGAGAAUUUAUAGAUCCUGCAGUGUUCCAGGCUGUCAGGUUGUGUGUGGCGUGGCAGUGAGAUGGAGAACCAUGCAACAGCAGGGGCCGCCGUGGAUGCAUGCGGAGUGGACCAACGUAGCGAUGAGUAUCGACUGCUCAUGGCUUACUGUGGCAAAAGGAAGAGGCAGCGGUCUGGCCCAAUGCCUCAAUGUCAAGGCCUCAUUCAAAAAGAAGGUCCUCCCACAUCCAGACAUAAUGCUAGAUUUUAUGACACCGGUCCCAUACACUACACAUUUCAUGGUUGUGCUCCGUCCAGACAUGGCCCAGUGGCAGCAGCUACUGGAGCUGCAGGAGGAGAGGGCAAUACCUUGAAUGGAGUAGCAGACAGGUUGACUCAGAUUGCAGACUCUGUGCAGAUCACAACAGACGACAUAGAGUCAGACGGGACAGACGAUCAACAUGAUGUAAUCCGAAGACUAGUGGAGUUGCUGAAGGUGUCUGGAGAUAAGCUGAAUGAGGAGAUCAUGAGUAACCACAUCUUGCAGAGGCACCUCCAGACUUCCUUCACUUACAGUCUGUUUGAGACGGUGACCUCCAACCUGCUCCAGGGAGUGACGGGGGUAGAGAGUGAUGGUCCUGUAGCCCGGACAGGCUGCCCUGCCCCUGAGAAGGAGGAGAGGGUCCAGAGGGAGAAGAUUGCCCUGGCCUGCGAGGUGACUAGCAAGCUAUAUGCCCUGGACCUCCAUCCCAUGAGCCGGGCCAUGGGCUUUGGGACACGCUACCUCCAGGAGCACCACACGGCCUGGGUGAAGAAACACGGGGGCUGGAAUAACGUGUUUGACAGUGAAGACACUGAUUAGACCUGCCAGGCAUUUCAGCUGCUUCAACCAGCCAUGGGAACCCAUUUACAUUUAGCUGAAUAUUACAUGUUUAAUUUGCUCCUAAAACUAUGGAUUCACUUACUGUACUUACAUGAAUAAGGCUGUUUCUUAGUGAAACUGACUACAUUUUGUUCAUGUUAAAGAGAUCCUUCAAAAGUUAUGUACUGUUAGAUACUGAACAUUGGUCCCACUUUAGACUUGAAAUAAAUAGACUUAACAUGGACUUGAGUCGUUAAAACAUGGACUAAAGUAUUUUUUUAUUGACUUAAGUCCAUGUUAAGUCACCUUAUUUUAAGUUUUUAAAUAUUAGGGCCUAUACUGAAUGUAUAGUUUUCAAGAUGUUUGGGUUUAUCUUAACCUCUAAAAUGACAUUGAACCUGUGAUUUAUGAAUGAACUGCUCAGUGUGGAUUAUCAAUGAAUUGCCUUGAAAUGGUGGGGAUAAAUCUAAUGGUUAAUCCAUUUCUGCAGCCAGUAUGUGAUGAAAGUAACAAUCAUCAUCUUUAGAUUGUUAGUUUUGGAAAUUGUGUAUGAACCUCUAUCCCACAA